CCAACCAAUCCCCUGAGCUGUGGGGAUGGAGCCACAUGCAGUUUGCUCACAGACAAAGCCCUCUGCAAGCUUGAGUAUCUCCAUCAAAACUCUCAGGGCUGGUGGACCAUGGAGCUCCUCGUAAAUGUAAGAAAAUGGAUAGAAGAUAACAAAUCUGCCUUUUUGCCACCUGUGUGCAAUAAGCUUAUGCAUCGCCAUCAAUUAAGUGUGAUGUUUGUUGGAGGGCCAAACGAAAGGAAGGAUUAUCAUAUUGAAGAAGGAGAAGAGCUUUUUUACCAGGUUAAAGGAGAUAUGUGUUUGAAGGUAAUUGAAAAUGGGAAACAAAAAGACAUCGUCAUCCGAGAAGGGGAGAUGUUCCUCCUACCUGCCAGGAUACCUCAUUCUCCUCAGAGAUACGCAAACACCAUGGGUCUUGUAAUUGAGAGGGAAAGACUGAAGACAGAAAUUGAUGGGCUCAGAUACUACGUUGGAGAUUCAACUAAUGUCCUCUUUGAAAAAUGGUUUCACUGUGAAGACCUUGGCACCCAACUUGCACCAAUAAUUCAAGAGUUUUUCAGUUCAAGACAAUAUCAAACUGGAAAACCAAAUCCAGAUGAAAUCCUGAAAGAAACACCUUUCCCUCUAAAUUUGACCUCUGUUAUGGAGCCGUUUUCCUUCCAAGGCUGGUUAAAUGACCAUCGUGGUGAAAUCCAGCAGAAGAAAUCCUUGAGUCUGUUUGGAGAUAACUUCGAAACAGAGGUUAUAGCUUAUGGACCGGGAACAACUGAGAAAAGCAAGAAGAAUUCUGAUAUCUGGAUAUGGCAGCUGGAGGGCACAUCGACUGUUGCCAUGGAUGGUAAAACCCUAACUCUCUCUGCUGGUGACAGCCUGCUUGUCCGUGCCCAGACUAUGUACUACUGGAAAAGAACAGAAGAAUGUGUCGCUCUCUGCAUUGCUCAGGAUCCAAAGCGCAAGCAGCCUUAUUCCUAGCUCCUGCGUCAGCUGACUUGGAUAAUAACUAGGUUUUAACCUACUUGUCUUACCUUAAUGAUCUGUUAGGCAGAAUACCUGGAAAUGUGAUUAGUCGAAGCCAAUGAUUACACUGCAUUAUUGGAGUCAAGUGCUGUGUCCAGCUAAAACUUCCCCCCACCCCCCCAAGUAGUUAAAGUUUCAGCAAAAUCUGCAAUCAAUAAUUUUGUUUAAAA
Pezoporus flaviventris is the source of this 1184-nucleotide messenger RNA. It is a transcript of the gene HAAO, whose product is annotated as 3-hydroxyanthranilate 3,4-dioxygenase. Gene Ontology annotation, biological process: quinolinate metabolic process; 'de novo' NAD+ biosynthetic process from L-tryptophan. The record is from RefSeq and is a predicted model, not a curated record. The coding region runs from base 109 to 969 and encodes 286 amino acids. Gene Ontology annotation, molecular function: iron ion binding; 3-hydroxyanthranilate 3,4-dioxygenase activity. Lineage: Eukaryota; Metazoa; Chordata; Aves; Psittaciformes; Psittacidae. The transcript is spliced from 10 exons. Gene Ontology annotation, cellular component: cytoplasm.